Arabis nemorensis is the source of this 1407-nucleotide messenger RNA. The record is from the annotation of a GenBank genome assembly. NCBI's taxonomy places the organism in Eukaryota, Viridiplantae, Streptophyta, Magnoliopsida, Brassicales, Brassicaceae.
AUGCCAAGUCCAACACAAGUUGUAACACUUCUCAAAUCACAGAACAUAAACCGUGUCCGACUCUACGACGCAGACCGCUCAAUGCUACUAGCAUUUGCUCAUACCGGCGUUCAAGUUAUAAUCUCAGUACCAAAUGAUCAGCUUCUCGGUAUCAGCCAAUCAAACGCAACCGCAGCUAAUUGGGUCACUAGAAACGUAGCUGCUUAUUACCCUGCGACCAACAUUACAACAAUAGCGGUCGGAACUGAAGUCCUAACCACAUUACCAAACGCAGCUUCAGUCCUUGUCUCGGCUCUCAAAUACAUUCAAUCAGCUCUUGUCACGGCUAAUCUCGACCGUCAGAUCAAAGUAUCGACGCCGCAUUCUUCAACCAUAAUUCUUGAUUCGUUCCCUCCUUCACAAGCUUUCUUUAACAAGACUUGGGAUCCAGUCAUUGUACCUCUCCUCAAGUUCCUGCAGUCCACUGGAUCGCCGUUUAUGCUCAACGUUUACCCGUAUUUCGACUACGUUCAGUCCAAUGGAGUUAUACCGCUCGAUUACGCGCUUUUUCAGCCACUCCAAGCCAACAAAGAGGCUGUGGAUGCCAACACAUUGUUACAUUACACAAAUGUCUUUGAUGCGAUUGUAGACGCGGCCUAUUUCGCAAUGUCUUAUCUCAAUUUCACCAACAUUCCAAUCGUGGUCACGGAAUCCGGAUGGCCAUCUAAGGGAGGCGCUUCAGAACACGACGCAACGCUAGAGAACGCAAACACUUACAAUAGUAAUUUGAUCCAGCACGUGAUUAACAAGACUGGAACACCGAAACACCCGGGAACUGCGGUUACUACAUACAUCUACGAGCUUUACAACGAGGAUACGAGGCCGGGACCUGUGUCUGAGAAGAACUGGGGGCUGUUUUAUACAAAUGGGACUCCGGUUUACACUUUGCGUUUGGCGGGUGCAGGUGCAAUUCUUGCUAAUGAUACUACGAACCAGACAUUUUGUAUAGCAAAGGAAAAGGCUGAUAAAAAGAUGCUUCAGGCAGCACUGGAUUGGGCUUGCGGUCCAGGGAAAGUCGACUGCUCAGCGCUGAUGCAGGGAGAGGCGUGUUAUGAGCCCGAUGAUGUGGUUGCGCAUUCUAGUUAUGCGUUUAAUGCUUAUUACCAGAAGAUGAGGAAAGCUUUAGGAAGCUGUGAUUUUAAAGGAGUUGCAACAGUCACCACCACUGAUCCAAGUCGAGGAACGUGCGUGUUCCCUGGAAGUGCGAAAAGCAAUCAGACACUUGGAAACAACACCAACGCAUUGGCCCCUUCGGCAAACUCCACAACAUCUGGAUGCAUCCCACAGUAUUAUCACCUUCACGCUUCUUCUUUCGCUGACUUAACAUUGCUUUCCCUUCUACUAAUCGUUGCCUUAGUAUUCUUGUAG